CUUUAUAAGGAACUCCUCCAAGGGAAACUUCAAUUCAUUCAACAACAACAAACGAAGAAACAAUUCAAAGAAAAACACAAAUACACACUUCCAACCAAAAGCUCUAUAUGGCAACCACUUCCACUCUAUUCAUUCAAGAAUUCACUGAGAACUUCCACUACUCAAGAAGACUACUUCUAAUACCAACUACAGUACCACAAAACUACCCGAAGGCCACCAUGGCGCCGCCACCGGCGGCCGAAAUCAGUCACGUCAACACAUUUGAUGCAAAUGUUAUUAUGGUCUUGUCAGUACUUGUAUGUACCUUGAUUUGUUCACUUGCAUUAAAUUCUAUCAUAAAGUGUGCAUUAAAAUGCUCCAGCAGCUUGGUAUUAGCGUCAGACUCAUCCUCAAACUAUAGAAAUCCUUCAGCAGCAAAGCUAGCUAAUACAGGAAUCAAGAAAAAAGCCCUCAAGACAUUCCCGGUUAUAACCUACACUACUGAAUUGAAACAUCCAGGGCUUGACUCCGAGUGUUUAAUUUGCUUAUCAGAAUUUGGAGUUGGAGAGAGAAUUAAGGUUCUGCCAAAGUGCAAUCAUGGCUUCCACGUCAACUGUAUCGAUAAAUGGCUGAAUUCCCACUCUUCUUGCCCUACUUGUAGGAACUGCCUUAUUGAAACCUGCCAAAAAAUUAUUAACGGCGGGAGUUCUACUACAGUUGAGUUAGCAAGUAAUAGUACCUCAUCAGCACCAGGAAUUCAAGAAAUCAUAAUAAGGAUUGAAUCUCUCCAACGUGAAGGUGUUACAUCUAACAAUCAAAUUGAGGUAGAAAAAUAGGAGUAUUAUUGAUUGCGAUGUAUCACACACUCAGUUAGAAUUAGCUUAGGAUUUUACUUAAUAGUUUAGUUGUUUUUUUUUUUCCUUUGUUGGAAGAGUUUUAGCGAGCUAGAGCUAGCAUGAGGCCAACGACAGUGUAGUCCUCAAAAGAUUCAUUAGUCUUGCAAGUGUACAAAAAAUUUAAAUUUUAUUCCCGUUUCUUUUGAAAGAAUUUUCUUUA
Molecule: messenger RNA, 1035 nt
Organism: Nicotiana tabacum (common tobacco)
Lineage: Eukaryota; Viridiplantae; Streptophyta; Magnoliopsida; Solanales; Solanaceae
Product: RING-H2 finger protein ATL78-like
Biological process (GO): protein ubiquitination
Molecular function (GO): transferase activity
Source: RefSeq, a predicted model, not a curated record